CUCUAGUUAUAGCCUUCGGCUCUUCACCUUCAACCUUAAUCACGCAGGAUUCAGUCACCACACCGCCUCACAACAGCCGCCGGUAACCAUUCCUCCGACUGGUUGCUCGUCCAACUUCGUCGUCCGCCGCCUACGUUCGCACCGCCGUAGAUAGCAGCGCCGGCGAUUUUCUUUUUGGGUGCAAAAACCCCUAAAAGAGCCGUUGAAGGGGAAACAAAUUUUCCUUCAUCUCACCCGUGCCAGGACCUCCCUAAAACCCCAACAAACAAACAGAGAAAUUUCUUUCAGUCAGCGAUUGGAGAUGAAGGUGGUGGCAUUGGUGAGCGGUGGCAAAGACAGUUGCUUUGCGAUGAUGAAGUCUAUUCAAUAUGGCCAUGAGAUUGUAGCAUUAGCUAAUUUGAUGCCUGCCGAUGAUUCUGUGGAUGAGCUUGAUAGUUACAUGUAUCAAACUGUUGGACAUCAAAUUAUUGUUAGCUACGCAGAAUGCAUGGGAAUUCCAUUAUUUAGAAGGCGGAUUCAAGGAUCCACAAGGCAUGAGAAGCUUAACUAUAGAAUAACUCCAGGUGAUGAAGUGGAAGAUAUGUAUAUAUUGUUAAAUGAAGUGAAGAGGCAAUUACCUAGUGUCACUGCAGUAUGCUCUGGUGCCAUUGCAUCAGAUUAUCAAAGACUGCGGGUAGAGAGUGUUUGUUCAAGGCUAGGACUUGUUUCUUUAGCAUAUUUGUGGAAACAGGAUCAAUCUUUGCUUCUGCACGAAAUGAUAAACAAUGGAAUUUUGGCCAUAACGGUGAAGGUCGCAGCAAUGGGAUUGGAUCCUGUGAAGCACUUGGGCAAAGAAUUAUCAUCUUUGGGUUCAGAUUUACAUAAGUUGAACAGAUUAUAUGGGAUCAACGUAUGUGGUGAAGGUGGGGAAUAUGAAACGUUGACCCUUGAUUGCCCUCUUUUUAAGACGGCUAGGAUUGUGCUUGAGGAAUUCAAAGUUGUGAUGCACUCAUCAGAUUCCAUAGCACCAGUGGGGAUCCUUCAUCCUGUUUCCUUUCAUUUGAAGUAUAAGGAAGAAACCUCUUCUCUUGGUGUAUGUGACAACACCAAUUUAGUUGACCAUGAGAAAGUGGGUCUUCUAUUUGAAAUUCAAGGAGAUUGCUUUCAAAAUUUCAGCACAUUACAAUCGGUUGCUGAUGCCUCUAGUGUCAAUCAUAUACUUAAUGAUGUUCCAGAUGAUAGACUUCAAAUUUUAUGUUCAAGGAUGCAGAAUACAUUUUCGAUCUGUUGCUGGUUGCAAGAUUCAUGUGAUACUUCUCCAGGUCUGCAGGACAAUCUGAAGACUGUUCUUAGGAAAGUAGAAUCAGAACUUCUAGCAUGUGGUUGUGGAUGGAAAAAUGUGCUCUAUAUUCAUCUCUAUCUUGCCGAUAUGAAUGAGUUUGCUUUGGCUAACGAAACAUACGUCAGUUUUAUAACACAGGAGAAGUGCCCUUUUGGUGUUCCAUCACGCAGUACAAUUGAAUUGCCUCUACAGCAAGUGAGAUUGGGAAAUGCAUAUAUUGAAGUUCUGGUGGCAAAUGACCAAACGAAAAGAGUUCUUCAUGUGCAGAGUAUUUCAUCUUGGGCUCCUAGUUGCAUUGGACCAUAUAGCCAGGCAACUUUGCAUAAGGAAAUCCUUUACAUGGCCGGACAAUUGGGGCUUCACCCUCCCACUAUGACACUUUGUAGUGGAGGUGCUACAAAUGAGCUGGAACAAGCAUUAAGAAAUUGUGAAGCAGUGUCUGAAUGUUUUAGAGCUUCAGUGUCUACAUCUUCUGUUAUAUUUGUCACGUAUUGUUCAACUCGGAUACAACCAGAGGAGAGAAAGAGAAUAGAGGACAAGUUGCAUGGUGUACUUGAGGAAAUGAGGCAUUCCGAUAAAGAUAGUUUGUCAAAACUGCUUGAUACCAUUUUUCUGUAUAUUCAUGUACCCAAUCUUCCUAAAGGAGCACUUGUUGAAGUAAAGCCUAUUCUUUAUGUUCAAGAGAAUUUAGAUACAGCGGAAGGAACUCUUCAUGACUCGCCGAAGUUACGGAUCCCUACAUCCUGGGGUUUCCAGUAUGAACACUGGCACAAGUCUUGCAUUCAGAAAUGCAUUGUUAAUGGAAAGAUAUGCGCGGCUGUAUUGUAUAUGACAAAUGAACUUGCUCGGAACAUUUGUUCUUGCUUGCUAGGAAAUCAGAUUAUGGAGGAGCACUUGGAGUUAGUUUCCAAAUUCUGCAUUUAUCUUCUCAAUGAAGUUCUCUUGGAUAGCGCAUUCUGUUGGGAAGAUAUAAAGAAUCUAAGGUUCUACUUUCCAACUAGCCUUAAUAUUACUCUGGAGGCUGCAUCAAUCAUAUUGUCUCGUGCUUUCGAUGAACUUGCUGAAUCGAAUCCAACAAUCCAUGUUGAUCGGUUCUUCAACCUCAUCCCAGUCUUAGGUGCUGGACGGACACCAACAUCCAUGAAUGAUAUAUUGACGUGUGAAUUAUUUGCUCAAAAAUCCUGAGACCAACUUGCUAACUGCUGCUCUUCUAUUCUCUGGCCUUCAACUUAUUAAUCUCCUCCCCAAGUUUACACGACUGAAGUGAAGAAAGAAAUUUGCGGAUUCUUAGUUAUGGAGGUAUGUCUACUCCCUUGCAUGACAAACUCUUUAUCUAUGUAGUUUUUGGGAAAAUUCUUGGUACUAUACUAAUAUAGUUUCUCUUAUUUGACACGUCAUUUAAUAAUAUAUUAAUUUAUUAUAUGGGCCAUACUAUUUUUAAAUGCUAUUGUUAUGGCAAACAAUGCAUAAAGAUGGUAUGAUAAAUUAUGGAAAGCAAUGAAUGAAAGUAAUAUGAAAGUUUCUUCAUA
Molecule: messenger RNA, 2850 nt
Organism: Benincasa hispida (wax gourd)
Lineage: Eukaryota; Viridiplantae; Streptophyta; Magnoliopsida; Cucurbitales; Cucurbitaceae
Product: endoribonuclease
Biological process (GO): protein histidyl modification to diphthamide
Molecular function (GO): diphthine-ammonia ligase activity
Source: RefSeq, a predicted model, not a curated record